Messenger RNA from Rhinichthys klamathensis goyatoka, 6729 nucleotides. RefSeq names its product autophagy related 2A (gene atg2a). The transcript has 42 exons. Bases 374 to 6469 code for a protein of 2031 amino acids. The record is from RefSeq and is a predicted model, not a curated record. NCBI's taxonomy places the organism in Eukaryota, Metazoa, Chordata, Actinopteri, Cypriniformes, Leuciscidae. Gene Ontology annotation, molecular function: phosphatidylinositol-3-phosphate binding. Gene Ontology annotation, biological process: autophagy of mitochondrion; autophagosome assembly; piecemeal microautophagy of the nucleus. Gene Ontology annotation, cellular component: extrinsic component of membrane; phagophore assembly site.
UCACGCACUUUCGUUCAGUCUGAGUAUGAAAACAAUAAACAACCCGUUGACCAGAGGAACCGUAGAGGACCUGUCGCAUAUUUGAGUGACAUACAUUAUUAAAGACAGAACCGGAGUGACCAUUUUCAACACAAAGAAUCUCUUGUAAACUCUGCUGUGGACAAACUUACGUCCAAAAACGAAGAACCGGGGGAUUUUGGUGUCAAAAGACAGGAAGUUAGACGGUUUCACCCGCUCUUGUCCACCCUAGUAGGCUUGUAUUAUUGUAUUCUCACUUUCACACACACUACCGAGGGGGUUUUAAGUCUGUUAUGCAGGACUGGUCUCUUGUUCCACCACCUCUCGGCUCCCUCUCCCCGUCUGCUCUGGCCCUAUGUCUCGGUGGCUCUUCCCCUGGUCGGGCUCAAUAAAGAAACGGGCCUGUCGGUACCUCCUGCAGCACUAUCUGGGCCACUUUUUGGAGGAGAGACUCAGUUUGGACCAGCUGAGCUUGGACCUGUACAAUGGCAGCGGGGUCAUUAGUGAAAUUAACCUGGAUGUGUGGGCGGUGAACGAGUUGUUGGAGUCGUUGGGAGCUCCGCUGGAGAUUGUUGAAGGUUUUGUGAACACCAUUACAGUGACUAUUCCCUGGGCAGCACUUGUGACAGAACACUGCACCCUUGAAGUCACUGGAUUGCAAAUAACAUGCAGACCCAAAUACAGAACCAACGGGAACUGGGAUUCCCAAGGGUGGUCGUCAUGCAUGACGUCCAGCAUGCAGCUGGCCCAGGAGUGCCUGAAGGACCCGCCCGAGGCGUCAGAAGAGCCGCCUGCUCCACUGGAGGGGCUGGAAAUGUUUGCACAGACCAUCGAGACAGUCCUACGUCGAAUAAAAGUCACCUUCCUGGACACUAUAGUGCGAGUAGAACACCAUUCCCUGGACGCUGAGGCUGGGGUUGCCUUAGAGAUGCGCAUUAAACGGGUGGAUUAUUGUGAUGAGGCUGUGAGAGACUCAAACCAGACAGUGCCUGUAGACAUCCACCAGCCACCAGCCUUCCUGCACAAGAUCCUUCAGCUCAACUCCGUGCAGCUGCUCUACGAGACCCUGGGAGGAUCACAGGGGCUGAUUCAUUCUGAUGUCAUGGCGAGCAGCAGGGAGACGGAUAAGACAGAUGAAAAUGAUGAAGAUGAUGAUGCCUCCGAUGCCCCGCAAUCAUUGCAUCCCACCCAGAAGCCCCCUGAGCCUCUGCUGAUUGGACAAUGCUCUGGAUUCAUAGAGACAACAGUCAAAAUCAAACAAAAUGAAAUGCUGCCUGGGCCCAAGUUUGAGUUGGAUGGUAAAGUAGGGUGUCUCCACCUGCUGCUGUCCCCCAGUCAGAUCACUCAGCUGACAGACCUCCUGUCCUCCCUCUGCAUCGAGACAUCAGAAGGCAGUGGUGGUGGUGGUGGUGGUGGUGGUCUGUCUGGUGGGGGUGUUUCUAGGCCUCUGGGUUCUGAUGAUCUGCGAUUGAUUGAAGAGGAUCUUAGUAAGCAGCUGAACACAGAAAUGUAUGACAGAGACCUGGAGUUGGACUCAGAGCCCUAUAUCAGCACCAUGGUGAACGGAGACAUGUUUUAUUCAAUGGGUCCUGGCUAUAUGACCAGCAGUAUGUUGUCGACACGCUCCGGGAGUGAAUUAUCUGACAGCGAUAUGGACUCGUCCAUUCAUAGCCAGAGCAGCCUGGCUCAAACAAACCCUCUGUCUCCACAGGGAAUGCUCAACUGUCCUCGUCGUUAUCCUGUACCAGGAUCCUUAUCUAGUUUGCCUCAAUGUAGCAGACCUCCAAAACGGUCGUCUCGAGACGGUCAAUCAGAGCCGAUGAAACCAGAUUCGUUGCUUCGCCUCUCAUUGGGUGGAGUCACCCUGACUCUUUUAGAGCAGGACCCGCCUCCUGGGCCGGAUGGGCUCUCCUCAUUGGCUGAGGUGUCAAAGUUGUUUUUCCGUGAGCUUGCGUUCUUUAAGGACAGCAUGUUCAGCGAGAGAGACUUUCAGAACCUGAGAGGAAGCUUUGCUAAAGCAUGUGCCCACUCCCACAUCAGGGUGACCGGUGCAGCAGUUCAACUUGCAUGUGAGAUGCGUAGCGCAGGGCGACACAUCCGAGCCACGACCUCCGACCUCUCCUUCAGCAGGCUGGAACUGCUGGAGUGCCUGUGGGACUCGGGUGGUCCGCAGUACACAGAACUUUUGCAGUUCCAGUCAGCCGGUGUCUUCACGAUGGGCACCACUGCCAGACCCUGUGCCCAGUUCCACCACAGUCUAUCUGAGAAGCACAUGCGUAAGAGUGGAAGCAGGCGGCGUGUGGUGCGCAGAGACAGCUCGCUGCGGGUCGAGCUCGGGGAGCUCAGCUCUGAGUUGGACCUUGACAUUCUGGGCCGACUGGAGGACAUCUUGCAGGCCCUGAGCUAUUGUCCAUCGCCACCACAAAGAAACGCAGCACAUGCUGCAGAGUCUCUUUUGUUGGAGCUCCACUCUUCUCUCCUGCUUCAAUCUCCUUACACCGUGCUGAAGGUCCGUUUCCCCAUCCCUGACCUUCGACCCCCGGGGCUGAGGCGGCCUUUAAGCCAGCGGGCAGUGCGAAGUGAGAUCUUGAGUCUGCAGAUCUCUAAUCUGGAGCUGAAGUCUCAGCAGGGGUCAGACGUUCAGCAGGACGGCCCCUGCAACCCAGGAGCCAAACUUACCAAACUACUAGAGGCCUGUUUCACCGAUCUGCACGGAGUGUAUGAAGGCUGGGAGGGAGAAGCAUUUCCCUGUAUCCGUGUGCAGAAGAGCCCAGAUCCGCAGAACCCUGAUGGCAUUCCCAGGAUUCAGGUGCGAGUGAAUGAGGGAGUGGGAUCUGACGGUGUGGGUGUGUGUGAAGGGGUGAACAGGGAUCUGGGGCUGGGCUCCAUGUCUCUGGAGAACCCAUGUGAACUACGAGAGAAAAACAGCUCUCCCUUCUCAUCCAAUCGUACCAUGUUUGAGACGGAAGAGAUGGUGAUCCCAGCUGACCCAGAGGAGAUGGAAGAGUUUCAGUCUCAGUGUAUAUGUCAGUGUCAGUAUGUGGUUGAUAUCACGUUUCCUGUAGCUUACAUCCUUCUGCCCAGUAAAGAGGCUUUUCUGAGUAUCUAUAACAGGAUUAAUAAUGAUCUGUUGAUGUGGGAGCCUCCUCCACCUCCUCCGUGCCCUCCUCCUGCUCCUCCUUCUUCUUUUCAAAGUUCUCGUAGUUCCUCCCACCAGCACAGACCUGAAGAGGAUGAAUUUUACCUCUGUAAAUCUGCAUUCAGGCUGGAAUCUGACUCUGAGGAAGAGGAGCCUGAGUUCUACUCAGCCAAGCAAUCAAAAAGAAGGAAACACUUAGAGCCUCAGUCCAGCCACGCACUGAGUCUGCUCUGUUUAACAGUGCUGAUUGGAAAAGGCCGCCUUCAAGCCAUGACAGACAGCAAGAAUGAAGCUGGACGUAAAGUGGACCUCUGUCAUGGAGAACUAAUUUUGGACUUGGAAGGGGGGAAGAUUUUUAGUGUGACGCAACACCAGAACAAUCCCAAUCUCAACUUCCUGACCAUAGAGAGCAAAAGAGUGGAGCUGUAUCAUAAAGCGGAGGUGCCAGACUCCCCUAUUCCUGUGAAACUGGAAAUGCCCAGGUUCACUUCCCCAGGUCAUCUGGACCUUACCAUUUACCCCACAGAGGUGGGGGUGAGCAGCGUCGGUGGCCGAGAAACCGGCGUUCAGAUGCUGUCAACUGCCAUUCAAAUCACAUUAGAUCUUGAAAGGAAUGUCAAGGAGUUUGUGGUUGCGCUGCGACUCCAUGGUGCUACUUUACGACAUCACAUGGCGUUGACCAAUCACAGCUGGCAUGAGCAGAUUAUUGAUUUCCUUGAUGUCAUCGAUGAUGACAUUUUAGGCUACACCCCACCUGCCGUCAUCACAGUUCUUCACACACACCUGGCCACCUGUGCAGUGGACUACAGGCCUCUUUAUCUUCCUCUGCGAGUUUUGUUUACAGCUGAGUCCUUUUCUUUAUCCAGCAACAUCAUUGUGGACACCGCAACCUUUCACCUCAGGUUUAUCUUAGACGACUCUGCGUUGUACCUGUCUGAUCAAUGUGAAAGUGAUACGGUGGAUUUGAGGCGAGACUAUGUUUGUGUAUUAGACAUUGAUCUGCUGGAACUGGCCAUAACGACUUGGAAAGGAUCUGACUCAAGUAAACUGACUCAGCCGCUGUUUGAGCUUCGUUGUUCUAAUAAUGUAGUUCACGUACACACCUGUGCGGACUCGUGCGCUGCUCUAGUUAACAUGCUGCAGUACCUGGUUUCCCAGGGCGAUCUACACCCUCCCCCUCGCCACACAUCCCCCACGGAGAUCGCCGGACAGAAACUUCUGCUGUCAGAAAGUCCCGCAUCCCUUCCCUCCUGCCCACCAGCAGAGACCGCAGAGAUUAACCAAUGCGACCUCACAGAUGCCUUGAUUGACACUGAGAGAAUCCUUCAGGAAGAGACGCAAGAUUCUGGUUCUCCUUCCAUCCGGCGAGCCUCACCUGUCUCCGUCUAUCUGUUCCCGGGAGAAGCCCCUAAGCUCCGCCCCUCUGUUCUAGAAGGGGAGGAGUCUGAUAUUGAUGGACUGGUCACCACAGCUUUGGAAGCUCAUGCAGAUAUUAUGUCAGAGGAAGGCUCAGAGGGUUCCACCGACAACGAUGAUUUCUGCAUCCUAGAGGCUCCUGGGAUGGGCAUCCCACCUAGAGACGGUGAGCCUGUGGUGACCGUGCUCUCCCAGGGUCUUAUAAAGGUGCGGGAUGGAUACUACUCUCGGCCACGGGGCAGUUCAGAUCUGCUACGCGCCCCAGCCCGUUUCCCAGUGCCUCAGAACAGAGUGGUGCUCCGAGAGGUGUCCGUUGUCUGGCACCUGUACGGUGGCAAAGACUUUGGCGGCAAACCCAGCUCAGCCCAUACACCACACAGCCAUAAGGUUCGCUCAGCUGCUUCUGGAGCCCGUGGUUCUCCCUCUCGUUCAGCAGUGCCCUCACGGCCCCAGAACUCUUGGCGGUGGGUUGGAGGAAGUGGGCGGCAGCACACACUGCUUAUGGAAAUACAACUGACAAAGGUUAGUUUCCAGCAUGAGACGUACCCAGUGGUGACGCCCCCUGCUGCAGGACUGGAUGCAGAAGGACCAUGCCUCGGGGAGCAGCCUAUUUCCCGCCAGGUGUUUAUCGUCCAGGAACUUGAGGUGCGAGACCGUCUGGCUUCCUCUCAAAUCAACAAGUUCCUGUACCAGUACACCAGUGAGAGCAUGCCGCGCAGAGCCCACUCCAACAUGUUGACAGUGAAAGCGCUACAGGUGAUUCCUGAAUCAGGUCUGGGCGGCCCGGAGUGCUGUCUGAGAGUCAGUCUGUUACCGCUGCGUCUCAAUAUCGACCAGGAUGCACUUUUCUUCUUGAAGGACUUUUUCAGUAGCAUGGCUGCAGGAGUUAAUCCUUACUUACCCGUCGACCCUGCAGCUGAGGGCAAGACUGACACUCCUCAGAAGGCUUCAGACGACACAGAUCCUGCCUCUGGAUUGGGCCAUGAUCUCGCUGCAUCUGUAGAAACAACCUUUAGUGAGCAGAGUUCCUCCUCCGCUGGCUCCUCGUCCUCCUCUGACCAACCCAUCUACUUCAGAGAGUUUCGGUUUACCUCUGAAGUUCCCAUCUGGCUGGACUAUCAAGGAAAGCAUGUAGUUAUUGAGCAGGGAACGUUUGCAGGCAUUCUUAUUGGUCUGGCCCAGCUGAACUGCUCUGAACUGAAGCUGAAGAGAUUGUGCUGUAGACAUGGGCUGCUGGGUGUUGAUAAGGUGAUUCAGUACGCAGUGAAUGAGUGGCUUACUGACAUCAGGAAGAACCAGCUGCCGGGGAUUCUGGGAGGUGUAGGUCCCAUGCAUUCUGUUGUACAGCUCUUCCAUGGUGUACGUGAUCUGUUCUGGAUGCCCAUUGAGCAGUACCGAAAGGACGGACGCAUCAUCCGAGGCCUCCAGAGGGGGGCGGCAUCAUUCGGCACCUCUACAGCCUCUGCUGCCCUAGAGCUCAGCAACAGACUAGUGCAGGCAAUUCAGGCCACCGCUGAGACAGUGUACGACAUCUUAUCUCCAACCCCACCUCUGACACGUUACAUCACUGAGGGACGCCCCACUCCCCGUCCCAGACGCACCCCUCAACCAGCUGACCUCAGAGAGGGUGUGGCCAAGGCCUAUGACACUGUCAGAGAGGGUGUGAUUGACACCGCUCAGACUCUAUGUGAUGUUGCGUCUCGUGGACAUGAGCAGAAAGGUCUUCCUGGAGCAGUGGGCGGGGUUUUGCGCCAGAUCCCGCCCACUGUGGUCCGUCCACUUAUAGUUGCCUCCGAGGCCACUUCAAACCUACUGGGAGGAAUGCGGAACCAAAUUAAACCAGAUGCGCGGAAAGAGGACUUCUUAAAAUGGCGCACCGAAGUUGGCCAAGAAUGAGAUUGACGGGCGUUAUUGGAGUCUGAUUUUUGUUAGUAUGAAUGUGAGAGUGAGAUUGUGAGUUCAUCUGUGAGUAUCAAUGCAAAAACAAAGGAGAAAAAAAUGUAUAAUUGAACCAUUUUUAAGUGGCUUCCACAUAGUUGCACACUUUGUUUCAUGCAAUGCAAAUGUUUUCCACUUGCACUUUUGCUAGAAUCGAGCGCUCUAGAUGGCCAAGUGCAGCUCAGUCUCAUCUUGUCGUAUUGAAACGUAUGCAAUCA